Messenger RNA from Fusarium sp. VM40, 2121 nucleotides. The record is from the annotation of a GenBank genome assembly. NCBI's taxonomy places the organism in Eukaryota, Fungi, Ascomycota, Sordariomycetes, Hypocreales, Nectriaceae.
AUGUUUGUCACUGCGGGAAGAGCUUUAUCAGAAAGGAGCAUCUGCGGCGCCAUCAAGCGACCCACGGGGAACGUAAUUUCGUUUGUCCUAUUUGUCAACGAUCCUUUACAAGAAAGUCAGUUCUUACUUGACUUGUUACGCCGUCACUUGGCACGACAUGAUAUGCCAACAGCCCCUGAUCCACGACGAGGAAGAGCCUGUGAUACGUGCCAUGCCAACAAGACGAAGUGCGAUGGUGGUACAAAGUGCACGCUUUGUCUUAAGAGAGGUAUCAACUGCACGUAUAAACACGCCUCGAAAAGCAGCAGUGGGAGUAAAAGCCCAGCCGAUAAUGCACCAGAGCCACGAGCGAAACGUCCUGCACCAAACAGCACUGGAUCCCAAGAUGCUGUUCCAUCUAUCAUCCUAAAUGUCACACCGGGACCACCUCAGAUCUCACCGAUCGACGAAGUCAAAGCUGGCUUCAAACGAAUAGCCAAUCAUAUCCAAAGCGGCGAAAUACCCAUCGGCGAAGACACCCCAGUCCCCCCUCUGGACCAGAAGUGGCUGGAGAGAAAUUCAAAAGACUAUUUCGGGCGAUUUCACGAUACAUGGCCCCUCCUGCAUGGACCAUCUUACAUGGGUAAUGAGAAUUCCCUGCUUAUAACGACCACAGUCGCUAUGAUAAGCUGCUGGUUGAAAAGUUCGGAUGAGUUUGGUGAAGUUGUUUUGCAGUUCCACGAAGCUUUUAUGAAUGCAUCCUCUGAGUGGAUCUCAGAUCCAAGAUCUCGAAAUGGUUUAGACAGCCGCUGGCCUAUAGAGACAUAUCAGGCUAUAGUUCUCAACAUUAUCUUUGCUUUCUAUCACGGAAAUGAGAGACUAGCCGCCAAAGCAUCACUAUUGCGAGGUACACUGGUUGUGGCCUUGCGCGAAAUAGACUUUUUCAACAGCGACAACGCAGCAGAACAGCAACGGGUUCAUUAUCCUGGGACAUUUGUUCCUUGGUUAAUGACAAUCGAAGAUAGAUGGAAACGACUCGUUAUUUAUCUCUUCAAAAUCGAUAUGUACCUUUCAUCAGCCCGUUUUCAAGCCCCAACUCUCUUCAGAGAAGAAAUCGACCUCACUCUGCCUUCAACAUACUCCCUCUGGAACGCCUACGGUCUCGACAUAUUCUUCAGACGAAUCACGGAGCAGCCAGCCGAGCGCUCUAAUUCCAAACUCUCGGAAAUCAUAGCCAAUCCAAAUACUCCCGUCAAAUCUCUUUUGCUUUUCGAAGAUAUCCACCUGGCUCUCUGCGGAUUACUGCCCGCCAUUUGGAACCGCAGCCAGAUCGCACGGCGGAGCACAGAAGCUGGCAGGCCUACGCAUAAUUCUACAUCCUCUUUGGCAUGGCAGUUGGAGACGUGGAAGGCCGAUGUGGAUCGUCUAAGUCACCAGUGCUUCCAGAACUUUCAUUCUGUUGAAGCUGGAGAAUUACCCUUUGCUGCAUAUAUCGGAGACUACGUCGAGGAGCCACCGAGGGCUAGAGCCGCGGCGAUGACCAAUAUCAAGUUCUUGGUGUCGGAUUGCAUGAUGACGUAUCAUCUUCAAGGGCUGCAGCUGUAUGCUGAUACACGCACGAUCAACUCAGUAGCGAGGGCAUCGACUGUCUCAUCAGACCAUGAAACCUCUUUAGGGCCUCGACUGCAAAAACUACACACGCAGAUAAAUCUCUGGGCCAAAUCACUCGAGAGCAGACGGGCCCUACUCCACGCCCUGGCCGUGCUUCGACAAUGCGAAACCGAUCUCGAAUCUAACGAGCCGCAAACCCAAUUCGCCGACCCAGUAGCUUGCCUGGCUAUAUCAACCAGCGCCCUGGUAGUAUGGGCAUGGCUCCUCUUCUCCGAGGCAGCAUGUUCCUGCGUGCCGAGCAUAAACCACAUAAACAUCGGGGUUGAUCCCCAGGAUCUAAACAACACAGCGCGGUUGGAGAACUGGUUACAGGCGGAUGGGACGGCGGCGGUGAAUAAUAUCCCGCUGUGUAGGUGUAUGUCUGAAGGGUGGAUGGCUAGGUUCAAUGCUUUGCUGCCACAGGGGAGCAGACGAUGGGGAUUAUGUGAUGAGGUUGCUCCUAUUCUGGAUACUCUAAGCGCUGGAAGCUAG